Geodia barretti is the source of this 1347-nucleotide messenger RNA. NCBI's taxonomy places the organism in Eukaryota, Metazoa, Porifera, Demospongiae, Tetractinellida, Geodiidae. The record is from the annotation of a GenBank genome assembly.
AGACAGACAGACAAACCAACUACCGUAACCCUCGCUGUGCAUGCGCACCGAGGGUUAAUAAUUCUGCGUAACUUUAGGCUAAGUAUACCUUUAACUCCUACAUUUCAGAUCCAACAGCAAUCUUGAGAGAAGCCAUGAAGGAUGGCUACAUUCCCCACAACACUCACAGCUUUCUCACCUGCUCCCUCAGUCCAGACUGCGUGGCCCAUCCUCUCACUCCUGACCAGAAGAUGUGGCUCGAUGAGAGCAAGUCAGACUCCAAGAAAAAGUCCACAGCGGUGCCUCCCUUAUCAGUCUCGGGUGAAAGGCCUACACUGACAGAACUUGUCAAGAUCAGACUGCCCUCUCGAGUUGGGCCCAAGUCCCUCGCAUUCGGUACGCUUCUUCUCCAAGACGACUUUGGAGACAAAGUGGCUAAUAUCAGUGAGUGUUGUCGCGGGGAUCCAGAGAGAAUCACAAUGGGGAUUCUGAGGGAGUGGCUGGCAGGGAAGGGGGUGGAGGUGUCGUGGGAGAGCCUCAUAGCAACUCUGAGAGACAGCGAACUUUCACUUAUGGCCGACCAGAUACAGAUGGCACUGGACCAACUAAGAUCUUGAUGCAUUGUACUUCAUGUUGACAAUGUAUUAAUUUUUUUUUAAUGGACAAUUUUUGUAUCACUCCUUAUUUUUUGUAUCAUCUUUUUUUGACAUGGUCUGACAUGAAAAUUUAGUGUGUGAUAUGCUUGUACAUGAUUUUUUGGUGUUCCGCUCAAAUUGCAAGUUUGAAAUAAUCCGAACGUGAUAAUUAUACUGAGAGCCAUGUGCAGUUUAUACAGCUGGUGUUUGUUUUGAUUGUGUAUCAUUAUCCACCAAAAGUGUGUGUGACUUCACUAGUUUCAGAGUAUAUACACUAUGUAAGGAAAUGUGGCUGUAUAUAUGUACAAAAGGGUUAAAUUUAAUAGAAAUGUUGGAACAAAACAAUAUACAAUUACGUUCACGUUUUUCAUUUUUACACACAUAUUCCCUUUAAGCUGGUGGCGUGUAGCUAUAGACACGAGUAAAGAUACACACGUCCUGUUCUCUUCACCCACUGUCUCAUUGUAAGUUGACCCGUUGCAGGGAGAGGCCUCAGACGGUUACCAUGGUGAUGGGGGAGGAGGGGGGAGGAGGGGAAGUGGAGGGAGGCACCCUCCUUGGCCUGCCUGAACUAGACACUGAUGUUGACGACCUGACUCAGUACAACACAGCCCACAACAGACAGAUAUCAAUGGUGGGUAUAGUGGAGGCUGGAGGAGACAAGAUCUCCAGAAGAAAGUACAGACCUAACUCUGUCACCUUCUCUGACAACGAAGAGAUUAUCAAUCCCGGU